AUGUCAAAAGAAAUCAAAGUAACUACUAGGCUUAAAAAGCAAUUAAGUGGUGUAGAAGACCAAGAAAUCUUCAUUUAGAACUAGGAUUCCUUUAGUGAAGAUGGGGUAAUUAUUCAAUAAAAUGUAAUCUCUAUAGAAAUAUGGUGAAUAAGUGAAAAAGUAGAAUCGCGAAAUUUUAAAAAAAUUUAAAGAACUUUUACACGAUGGAUAGUCAACUACAAAUCAAUAAGAAGAGCAGAGUUUUGUUAUAGCUAAUGAAAAUCACAAAUAAGAAUUUCUUGAAGACCUUGAAGAAGAAUUUGGUUAAGUUUAUUAAGAAAAUAAAGUCAAAAUAAAUACAUAUAUCAAAUUAAUUCCAAAGAAUGAGUUGCAACUUUCUUACAGUUAUCAUGAUAAGUAUGUUGUAUAUAUAUAAUUUUUAGAUAUCCAUUCUUAUCGAUACGUAAAAAAAUAUUGAUUUAAACUAAACUUGUUUCUUUUUAUGCUUAAUUGAUUACUACUCAUCCAAUUUUUGAAGUGAUCACUCUAAUAAUGAUUGUGUUUAAUUCAAUUAUGUUAGCUAUUGAUGAUCCUACAACAAAUAUUUAAACAUCAUUCUAAAACUUAACUGAUAUCAUAUUCUUAGCUUAUUAUACAGCUGAGGCUAUUCUUAAGAUCAUUGCUUAAGUAAUUAUAAUUUAGUGAUAUUUCAGGGUUUCAUCAUUCCUAAAAAGUCAUACUUAAGAGACACAUGGAAUAUAUUAGAUUUUUCUGUUAUCAUAACAGCAUAUAUUCCAUACUUUUUAGAUUCAAAUUCUGUGAAUUUAAAUGCACUUCGUUCAUUUAGAGUAUUAAGACCUUUAAGAACUGUAUCAUCAAUAAAAGCUCUUAGAACAAUUUUAUUGGCUUUGUUUGCAUCAAUUGCUUAAUUAAGAGAUGCAGCUGUUGUAUUAAUGUUUUUUUAUUCAAUAUUUGCUAUAGCAGGUGUAUAAUUAUUUUCAGGUUAUUUAAAACGAAGAUGUAUUGGAGAAGAGAGUGGUAUAACUUGGAUUUCAGAAGAACUUUUAUUUUGUUCAGAUGAUAAUAAUUGUCCUUUUCCAGAAUAAACAAUUUUUAAUGAAAAUUUCAUUUGUGGUAAACAAAUUGCAAAUCCAUAAAAUAAUUUGAUUAAUUUUGAUACAUUUGGUUAUGCUUUUUUAUAAGUGUUUAUUAUAACAACUUUAGAGGGAUGGACUUAAAUUUAGACAGCUGUAAUGUUAACAUUCUCAGAAUUUGUUGUACUUUAUUUUAUCAUUGUUGUUCUAGUAGGUGCAUUCUUUUUAGUAAAUUUAACUCUUGCUAUUAUCAAAUUAAAUUUUAAACCUGAAAAAAUAUAAGAAGAAUUAGAAUAAAUUAAAGAAGAAAUAGAAGAAUAUGAUUACAAAUAAUUAAGAUAAUUAAAAUUAUAUGUUCCUGAAAGAGAAAGAGUAGAUACUACAGGAUUUGGUAUUACUUGGGAUAAAUCCAAUGAUUUAGAUUAAAAUAUAAUAAUGAAUCGUAAUAAACACCCAAGAAAAGGAGAUUCAUAAAUAAAUGUUAUCAAAGAUACAUAUUAAAGAAGAUUGAAAGGUAAAAAUAAAGUACAUUUCCAACCAAUCAAAUCAGCUAUUUAUUAUAGCCAUCCUGUGAUGCUUAAUAAAAAAUAUAUAAAAAUUGAAGGUAUUUAUGGAAUGGGUAAUUAAAAUAAAUUGAAUUUAUAAUAAUAAUAAUAAUAGAUUACAUCAAAUUAAUAAAGUAAUAUUACUGCUAAAAGAUCAAGUGGAGUUAGAAAAAGAAAUAGUUAAUCAAGUUAAACAUCUUCUAAAUAGAUGUUUGAUAAUGAGAGUGGAAGUGCUAAUAAAUAAACUAAAAAGAGUCUCUAAUUAUGUGAUUAAUAAUUAAGUUCAGAGUUCAUGAAUUCUCCUAUGUUGGAUUUAUAAUCUGAAAAUAUAAGACCUUUGAAUGGAGGAACAAUGUUAAUACAGCGUAGAGCAUCAAUUGAAAGUAGUAAAAGUGGUGAAUCUAAAUUAGAGAGAACUCCAAUUAAUAAUAAAUUACAAAUUCCUAAAAUAGGAGAAAGUAAAUAAUAUUUAAUAUAACUUUUUAGUUAAAUAAUAAUCUUAGAACAUAAAAGCAAAUUAAAAAUUCAAUUUAACUGCUGCAAUGAAAUUCUAGAAAUAACCUCGUAAUUCUCCUAAACCUGAUUCAUAAAAAUCAAUUGAUGAUCAUGAAUUUGAUAGUGUUAAUUUAAGUGAAUUAAAUAGUCUUUCAGAUGAUGAACUAGAUUAAAGAUUAGAAGAAAUGGAUAUUGAAAUAGAAGAAAAGAUAACUAAUGUUAAUAGUGUAAACUAGAAAUAGAUUUAAAAAGAAUUAAAUAGAUAAAGAAAAAUGGAAAAUAGAAGACUUAGAGAUUUAAAUAAAAAUACAUAAUUAAAUUUAGAUGAAGCAUCUCUUAAAUUAAAAUCCAAAUUAUUUAAUACUAAAUUUUAUCCUAUAAUCGUUGUAGAUGCUGAAUUUAAUAGUAUUAAUGAUAUACUAAUUUCAUAAAUGUUAUAAAAAUUAGAAUAAAAGAGAUUAGAAUAAGAAAAAAAGAUUAUGGAAUUAGAUAUUAAAAUUACUUAUUGCUUCAAAAAUUCUAAACAAUCAUUUGAAUUAAAGAAUAUUAAUAAUACAAAAACUAAAAGUAUUCCAAAAUCAGGAUACUUUAAAUCUGGAAAUAAAUCUAAAAAAACUAAUUUAAGUUUAAGAAGAGUAUAACCAAUCAUUGAUGAAAUACAUCCUUAUGAAGAUAUUUAAUUACCAACAGAUAAAAAUGGAGAAAUUUAAAAAGAGUAUAAUCAAGAAAAUCAAAAUGGAAAUUCAUAAUCAGAAGAAGAAAAUGAAAUUAAUAUUGAUAAAGAUUAAAAUAAUAUAUAUGGAAGUGGAAAUUAAAAAGUUAAUUAAAAAAAAAGAAAGUAAAAAGAAGAAAAAAAUUAAAAAUUAAAUUAUGAACAACUAGGAGUAAAAUUCAAUGAAAGUUCAGAUUGUAUUGUUGAUUUAACAAAAAUAUAUUAAGUGGAAUUAAAUAAAUAAUUUGAUUAAAAAGAGUUAGCAUUGCUUACUCCUUUAGAAAUAGAUCUAUAAUAAAGUAUUUUCUAUUAGGAAUUUGAAGAUAUUAAAUAGAAAGACAUUCAUGAAAGCAAAGGAACCAUAAUAGCAUAGGCUUCAAUUGAGGAUGUACUAUUAAUAGCAGAUUAUACAUUUUAUGAUUAAAAAUUUGCAAAACAAAUGAAUUCUGUUAUGAAAGCUCUUAAUUAUUCAAAAAGGGAAACUUUCAUUUAUUUAAAAGGUUUAAUUGGUAUUUUAUUAGUUUUAUAAAAUCAAUUAUUGUAUUUUGUAGAAUCAGGAUACUUUGAGGCUUCAAUGAAUCUGGCAGUUACUUUAAAUACUGUAAUAUUAGCACUUGAUGGUUUAUUGCCUGAUAGUACUUCAACAUUAACAAACUAGUUUAAUUUUGGAUUUACUAUAUUGUUUACAAUAGAAUUAGGAUUGAAAAUGUUUGGAAUGGGUUUAAGAAAAUAUUUGAGAGAUACUAUGAAUAUAUUUGAUGCAGUUAUUGUAGCUCUUAGUUUAGUAGAAUUAUUCUUUUUGGGAGGAAGCACAAAUGGAAAAUCAUCAUUAUCAGCCUUUAGAUCAGUAAGAAUCUUUAGAGCUUUUAGAGUUUUGAGAGUAACUAAAUUAAUGAAAAGCUUACAAUUUAUGGGGUUUUUGAUAAAAGUGUUAAGUAAUGCUUUUUAAUCAUUUAUGUAUAUUAUGAUUCUAUUGAUACUCUUUAUCUUUAUAUUCACACUUUUGGGAAUGGCAUUUUUUGGUGGAUAAUUAUCUAAGACUCCAAGCAGAUAAAGCUAUGAUGAUAUUCAAAGUGCAUUUUUGGUUGUAUUUUAAGUACUUACUUUAGAAAAUUGGAGUAGUAUUUUGUGGGAUUUAUUAGUUUAAGAUGUUUCAGCAUUUAUUACUAUACCUUAUUUAGUAUUUUGGAUAAUGAUUGGGAAUUAUGUAUUUCUAAAUUUAUUUUUGGCAAUAUUAUUAGAAAAUUUUGAAGAAGAAUACAAGAAUGAUAAAGCAGGAUUGGAUACUAAUAUUGAGAUAGGAAAGGAUUCAGUAAUGGAUAAUACAACUUAAGCUGUAAAUUCAACAAGUACAUUAAAAUCAACAAUGAAAACCAAGAAACAUACUGUUGCAUAACAAUUAGAAAAUAAUGAAGAUAAUCAUGAUUAGAAAAAACAUAAAUAAAUAAACUAAGCUUUUUAAUAUUUUGUUGAAAUUGGAAUAUGUUAAUAUUCAUUAUAUUUAUUCAGUCAAUAAAAUAUUAUCAGAAAGAUAUGUUAUAGAAUAGUGAAGGAUAAUAAAUUUGAAACAUUAAUAUUUUCUAUGAUAUUCUUAACAUCAACAAAAUUAGUUUUUGAUACUUAUAUUCCAGAUACUGGAUAAUUAAAAUAAAUAUCUUUAGAUAUAGAUAUAUUCUUUGCUGUAUUUUUUGGAGUAGAGAUGUGUAUGAAAAUAAUAGCAUUUGGUUUAAUAUAAUAAGAGAGUUCAUAUUUAAGAGAAUCAUGGAAUAUUUUAGAUUUUUUCAUUGUAAUUGCUUCUUUUAUUGAUGUUAGUGUUUCAACAAUUAAUUUAAGUUUUGUAAAGAUUUUGAGAUUAUUAAGAACAUUACGUCCAUUAAGAUUUAUAACUCAUAAUAGAUCAAUGAAAAUAUUAGUAUCAGCAUUAUUAUAAUCUAUAAAUGGUAUUUUUAAUGUUGCUAUUGUUGUAAUUUUGGUAUGGAUGAUGUUUGCAAUUUUGGGUAUUAAUUUAGAGAAAGAUAAAAUGAGUUUUUGUAAUAUGGGUGAUGAUGAAAUAUAUUAUCAUUAUGGAGUUUAAGAAUGUAAAUAGAAUGGUGGUGUUUGGGAAAAUAGAAAAACUAAUUUUGAUAACAUUUUAAAUGGAAUGUUAACAUUAUUUAUAUUGUCAACUUUGGAAGGAUGGCCAGAUAUUAUGUAUUGGUUUAUCGAUGCAGAUGAAUCAGGACCAAUAAAAAAUGCAUAAUUAUAAUUUUCUUGGUAUUUUAUUGUAUUUAUUUUAUUUGGAUCAAUAUUAUUGAUGAAUCUCUUUAUUGGUGUGAUCUUAGUCAAUUAUCAUUUAGCUGAAGAAGCAUCAAGAGAUAAAAUCUUAACUUAAGCUUAAGUUGAUUGGAUUGAACUAUAAAAAUUAAUAGUUCAUUCAAGUCCAAAUCUUGCUAUGUUUUUUAGUCCUGAGAAUCCUUUCAGAGCAAAAAUCUUUUCUAUUAUAAAGCAUAGAUAUUUUGAUCCCACUAUUCUAAUGAUCAUUGUACUCAAUAUUAUUAUCAUGGGUUUAUCUUAGGAUGAUGCACCAAUCCUUUAUGAUUCAAUUUUAACAUAAUUUAAUACUGCAUUUACUUUUGUAUUUAUAGGAGAAGCUAUUCUUAAAAUAAUAGCAUUAGGACCAAUAGGUUACAUGAGAAAUUCAUGGAAUAGAUUUGAUUUUUUUGUAGUAUGUGCUUCAAUCUUGGAUUUAAUACUUUCAUUUACUGGAAAUUCAUUUAUUUCAUUUCUUAGUGCAGGACCUUAGUUGGCUAGAGUUUUUAGAGUACUUCGAGUUACUAGAUUAUUUAGAUUAAUUAAAUCCUUUGAAGGUUUAUAAAAAUUGAUAGAAACAGCAAUUUAUUCAUUGCCUGCUAUGUUAAAUGUGACAGCUUUAUUAUUUUUGGUUUUCUUUAUAUUCUCUAUAUUGGGAGUAUUUUUGUUUGGAACAAUAAAAAGUGGAUGGGCAAUUGAUAAUACCAAUAAUUUUUAAGAUUUUCACCAUUCCUUUUUAUUACUAUUUAGAUGUGCAACUGGAGAAGAUUGGUACAUUAUUAUGUUUGAUACUAUGCAAGAUGGUUAAGGAUAUUAUUGUAUUUUCUUUAUUAUUUUCAUUGUCAUCUAAUAAUAUAUUAUGCUCAACCUAUUUAUUCUUAUCAUUUUAGAUUAAUAUGAAAUUAAUUAUUUCAACAGUGAUAAUCCAUUAAAUAAAUUUUAAGAAUAUGAAAACAUGUUUAUUGAAUCUUGGUCUAAAUUUGCUAAGGAAGACAAAGGAAUGAAGAUGCAUUAAUAAUUGCUUGUUCCUUUAAUGUUAUAAAUGGAAAAACCAAUAGGAUAUGAUUUAAAAUAGAAAUUAUAAAAUGAAAUCACAGAAUGGAAACGAAUUAAUCCAUAAUUAGACAAUAAAUAAAAUAUUCAAAAAUAUACUUUAUAUUUAAAGGCUUAAGCCAAAAGAUCUGUAUCAACUUAAUUAAUGAAAAUGAAUAUCUAUUCUGAUAAUAAUGGACAUGUCAAAUAUCAUUAAAUUUUAUUUUGUGUUAUGAAAUCUUAUAUGUGGAAAAAGAUUUAAAUUAAUUUAAGUCAAGAAGGAGCUGAAAAAAUAUUAUAAAAAGAAGAUGAAACUUAAAAAAGAUUGAAAAAGAAAUAUGCUUUGCAAUCUAAAGAAGUUACCCUUGUUAAUCCAAUUGUUGAAUUUUUAUUUGUACAUAUGGCUUACAAAACACUUAAAAGAUAUGGAGAAAAAAAGAGAUAAUAAAAAGAAUUGUAAAUUUUAUUAGAAUAGUAAUAAGAACAUUAUAGUGAUGGAUUCAGUUCUGAUUCUUCAUUUGACAACAAAAUAGAAAUCAUUUCUAGAAAUUCUAAUGAUACAGAAUAUCCAAAAAGACCAGAUUAUGGGAAACCAAAAUAUAUAUCUUUACCAAAUACUUAAAUUUAUAAAGAUGAUGCUUUUAUAAAUUAAGAAGUACCAAUUUAGAAUGAUUCUAAUAUAAGUUCAGAUGAGGAAGAAGAGGAUCCAAAUGAAGAUGGUAAAAUAUGAAUUAUAAUUUUAAGUUAUGUAAUAAUAUACAAGGGACUUUCAAAAACAUUUAAUACAUAAUGGUGGUAGCAAUGGAAAUAUUCAAGAUGAUAAAAAUGGAGGUGCUGCAACUAAAAGUAGUCAAUCAAAAUAAAGUCAAAUUAAUAAAUAAUAAAAAAAAUUAACUCUAAAACCAAAUGAUAUCAUUUAAGGUUUUAGUAAGAAAUCUAUUUAAUCAAUAUCUUAAACCAAUAAUAUAACUGCUAUUCAUGAUAAUCAAUUAUAAUGAAGUAAAGUAAUG
This is a messenger RNA of Paramecium primaurelia, 7156 nucleotides long. The record is from the annotation of a GenBank genome assembly. NCBI's taxonomy places the organism in Eukaryota, Ciliophora, Oligohymenophorea, Peniculida, Parameciidae.